AUGUCUUCAUAUCCCCAAGCAACCGAAACCAGAAAACAAGAAUUGGCCGAAAAUUACAAACUCAUCAAUGAUCAAGUCCAAUCCCUCAAUCCGAAAUGUAAUCUUGUCGCCGUAUCCAAAUUAAAACCUUCUUCAGAUAUAAUGGCCCUCUACGAUAUUGGUGUCCGUCAUUUCGGGGAAAACUAUACCCAAGAAUUAAUAGCCAAAGCUGCGGAAUUGCCAAAGGAUAUUAAAUGGCAUUUCAUUGGUGGAUUACAAUCUGGAAAAGCUAAGGAUUUAGCUAAGCUGGUUGAGAGUUUAUACGCUGUUGAAACAAUUGAUUCAUUGAAGAAAUGUAAACAAUUGGAUAAUACUAGAGAAAGAUUAGGUGGUGAUGUUGUGAAUGUUUUUCUUCAAAUUAAUACUUCAGGUGAAGAUCAAAAAUCGGGAUAUAGUUCAAGCGCAUUGGAUGAUGUUGAAGAAACUGUACGAUACUUGGUUUCCGAUGAAUGUAAGAAAUUGAAUCUUUUGGGAUUGAUGACAAUUGGAUCAUUUUUGGAAUCGACUUCUGAAAAUGGUGAAAAUCAAGAUUUCUCCAAGUUGGUGGAAGUUAAAAAGAUCCUUGAUGAGAAAUACAAUUUGGAUCUUGAAUUGAGUAUGGGAAUGAGUAAUGAUUUUGCUCAAGCCAUUAAACAAGGAAGUACAAGUGUUAGAGUAGGUAGUUCUAUCUUUGGAGCUAGACCUCCAAGAACGGCCGCAUAG
Hemisphaericaspora subhashii is the source of this 741-nucleotide messenger RNA. RefSeq lists its product as uncharacterized. Gene Ontology annotation, molecular function: pyridoxal phosphate binding. Lineage: Eukaryota; Fungi; Ascomycota; Pichiomycetes; Serinales; Debaryomycetaceae. Gene Ontology annotation, cellular component: intracellular anatomical structure. The coding region runs from base 1 to 741 and encodes 246 amino acids. The record is from RefSeq and is a predicted model, not a curated record. The transcript has a single exon.